AUGGAAUUCCCAAAAACACAAGCAGAAAAGAUCAUUAGAGAGAUGAACUUGUUCCCUGAACUUGAUGUGAACAUUGUUGAAGAUGAUCCUGCUUUGACAGCACCAAAAAUGGUCGAAAAAAGUUUUAGAUUCCCCGGUUUAAGUAAUCCCGCACCCAGUGUUCAAGAUUUGGGUCACAGGGCUGGAUAUUAUAGACUUCCUCACACCAAAGGUGCAAGGAUGUUCUACUUUUUCUUUGAAUCAAGAAACACGAUGAGCACUGACCCGGUUGUUGUUUGGUUAACGGGAGGACCAGGAUGCAGCGGAUCGUUGGCCCUGUUUUACGAAAACGGCCCUUUCCACAUAACAGACGACUUAUCUCUUGUAUGGAAUGAUUUUGGUUGGGAUAAGGUCUCAAACAUUAUAUAUGUCGACCAACCGACUGGAACAGGUUUCAGUUAUACUUCAGACGAGAAUGACAUACGAGCGACUUCUGAGGGAGCUGCUGGGGAUUUCUAUGACUUCCUGCAGGCAUUUUUCCAAGCCCACCCUCAGUAUGCAAAGAAUGACUUUUACAUCACUGGAGAAUCAUACGCCGGGCACUACAUUCCUGCUUUUGCUGCUCGGAUACAACAGGGAAACAAUAAUAAAGAAGGGAUUCAUAUUAACAUGAAAGGAUUAGCUAUUGGUAAUGGAAUGACAGAUCCACAGAUCCAGUACAAAGCAUAUACUGAUUAUGCUUUAAACAUGAAAUUGAUCACCCAAUCUGAUUAUGACAGCAUGAAUGAGUCAGUUUCUGAAUGUGUAGAGGCAAUAAAAAUCUGUGGAAGGAGUAAUGGUUCAUCAUCAGCGUGUUCCCAGGCUUAUGUUGAGUGCAACGACAUUUUCAAUAAUAUACUUAACAUAGCUGGUGAUAUAAAUUACUAUGAUAUUAGAAAAACUUGUGUGGGUUCUCUGUGCUACGACUUCUCGAACAUGGAAAAUUUUUUGAACCAGAACUCAGUUAGACAAGCACUUGGCGUUGGAAAUAUAAAAUUUGUUUCAUGUAGUACUGUUGUGUCUGAUGCAAUGACAAUGGACUGGAUGAAAAAUUUCGAAGUCGGUGUUCCUGCUCUACUAGAGAAUGGAGUCAAGUUACUUAUAUAUGCUGGGGAGUAUGAUCUUAUUUGCAACUGGCUUGGAAACUCAAGAUGGGUCGAUGCCAUGGUAUGGUCUGGACAGAAAGACUUUGUAUCGACUCCUUCCUUUCCAUUUAGCGUGGAUGGAGUGGAGGCAGGAUUACAGAAAAGCCACGGACAACUCACUUUCCUUAAGGUCCAUAAUGCCGGUCACAUGGUUCCUAUGGAUCAACCUAAAGCAUCACUAGAAAUGCUAAAGAGGUGGAUGCAAGGUAUAUCUCUGUGA
Fraxinus pennsylvanica is the source of this 1383-nucleotide messenger RNA. Lineage: Eukaryota; Viridiplantae; Streptophyta; Magnoliopsida; Lamiales; Oleaceae. The record is from the annotation of a GenBank genome assembly.